Molecule: messenger RNA, 1117 nt
Organism: Tauraco erythrolophus (red-crested turaco)
Lineage: Eukaryota; Metazoa; Chordata; Aves; Musophagiformes; Musophagidae
Source: RefSeq, a predicted model, not a curated record
AGCCUGCUGGGCUCCCACUACGACAAGUACGAGAUCACCUACACCGACUUCGACAACAGCUUCCCCCCCUCCAUCUUCGACCUCCCCAUCAACGAGACGAAGAAAUGCGGGGUCCUGCCGGACAACGCGGCGGAGCACCGGGUGCUGGCCAACCCCAUGGAGGACCUGGUGGGACGGCACCAGCCCUGGGCCCAUGAGGUUUUCCACCAGUACCGCCGGCGGCUGGGCCGGCGCUACGGCUCGGCGCGGGAGCUGGAGCACAGCCCCUCACCCCCUACCCCGCUGUCCCCAGGCGCUGUGACCCCCGUGAAGGACCAGGCCGUCUGCGGGUCCUGCUGGAGCUUUGCCACGACAGGCGCGAUGGAGGGGGGCCUCUUCCUCAAGGGGUGACCUGGCGUGCUGCCCCCCCUGUCCCAACAAGUCCUCAUCGACUGCUCCUGGGGCUUCGGGAAUUACGCCUGUGAUGGGGGUGAGGAGUGGCGAGCCUACGAGUGGAUCAAGAAACACGGUGGCAUCGCCACCACCGAGUCCUACGGCACCUACAAGGGGCAGAAUGGCUUGUGCCACUACAACCAGUCCGAGAUGUUGGCCAAGAUCACGGGCUACGUCAACGUCACCUCGGGCAACAUCACGGCGGUCAAAACUGCCAUCUACAAGCACGGCCCCGUGGCCGUCAGCAUCGAUGCCUCACACAAGACCUUCUCCUUCUACUCCAACGGCAUCUACUACGAGCCCAAGUGCGAGAACAAGCCGGGACCCCUGGCCCACGCGGUGCUGGCCGUGGGCUACGGGGUCCUGCAGGGAGAGACCUAUUGGCUCAUCAAGAACUCCUGGUCCACAUAUUGGGGCAACGAUGGCUACAUCCUCAUGGCCAUGAAGGACAACAACUGCGGCGUGGCCACCGAAGCCACCUACCCCAUCCUGGCCUGAGCCACUCCUUGGCUCUGCCGAAGAGCCCUGGGUGAUGCUCCCAGCACCCAUCCCUGGAUCAGAGCCUUCCGUGUGACACGUCAUGCAGGAGGGAGUAGGGGACAUGGUGGGACAGGGCCAUGGGGUGCUGGACAAAGGGCUGGAUGGGGACCCAGCCAUGAGUUUGCCAAUAAAGACCCCGGCAAAA